Nicotiana tabacum (common tobacco) is the source of this 429-nucleotide messenger RNA. Lineage: Eukaryota; Viridiplantae; Streptophyta; Magnoliopsida; Solanales; Solanaceae. The record is from RefSeq and is a predicted model, not a curated record.
AUGUGGGCAUUGAAAAUGUUAAAUCUUGACUGGGCCAAAGCUGCUAAUCUAAGGAUGACACAACCCAACGAGAUGGAAGAGUUCCAUUUUCAUGCCUACAAGAAUGCAGCCAUGUAUAAAGAAAAAUUGAAGUUUAUUCGUGACAAGAAGAUUUUUAAGCAGGAAUUUAAAUCCGGUGACAUGGUCUUACUCUUCAACUCAAGAUUGAAGUUUUUUCCGGGAAAACUCAAAUCCAAAUGGUCUGGCCCAUUCAAAGUUGUGAAUGUGUCUUCCUAUGUAGCUGUUGAAUUAGAAUCUGAGGACGGGACCCGAAAUUUCAAAGUAAAUGGCCAAAGGGUCAAGCCUUACCUUGGAACCAUUGGAGAAAGGAAACUAGUAGAACAAUUCUCACUCAAGGAUGGUCCCGUACCAAUUGCCACCACUGAUUAG